Molecule: messenger RNA, 3885 nt
Organism: Schistosoma turkestanicum
Lineage: Eukaryota; Metazoa; Platyhelminthes; Trematoda; Strigeidida; Schistosomatidae
Source: the annotation of a GenBank genome assembly
GAACAAAUGUUUGAUUUCUGGAAGCGGCUAAAUCCGUCCACCUUGACAGUUGAAGAAGCUGAGAAUAAAAUGUUCCCAGGCAUGUCGUCAAUAAGUAUGAGUUCUCAUCGCUCCACUCGAGAAGAAGAAACUAUUUACGAAGAGACUCUAGUUGAGACAAAGCGUACUGAUUUUACGUAUGGUGAUAGCGGGAGUUAUCGAACGGACCGUUUACAUGAUACUUGGAUGCCUCCGAAUAUGUCUCGUUUACCUUUAGGAUCAUCAAAAUUUAAUUCGUCCUCGGGAUUAUCAAGUCGUUCAACGAUUUCGACAAGUCAUUCUAUACAACCAAUGUCAAGUCGUCUUUCAUCAAAAGCUGGGAGUCCAACCAUGUUGCGAACAAGUAUUUCAGAAAAUAUUGAAGAGGAUGUCAGUAGCAGAUAUUCUGACUUCUCUUCUAACAAUUCAAGUACCUCAGAAUCCAGACUACUGAGAUCGACAGCUAAAAAAUUUAAAAAUGAAAGGAUUGGUUUCCGUAAACUGGUAUCAAGGGAAUUUCAAGUGGCGCAUGAUCUACGAGGGGGUAAUAGUAAUACUAAUAACUUAAGACUCCACGAUCAACAAAAGGAAUCUAUAAUUACUCCGAUAGAACGAGCAAGAGGACCUCGUAAGUCUGAAAGAAUAGCUUCAAAAAAUCAGUCAAAUUCACAACAGUCAUUGGCUCAGAUUGACGUUGAUACUAGUGAUGGUCAGGAAACAACUUCCCCUUCUUUAUCAUUAACAUCAACAUAUAUCUAUCCGAGUGAACUACAAUCAACGUUGGAUCCUAUGAUCAUGUCAUCAAAGGCUUCACAACAGUCUAAUCAAGUAUAUAGUGGUGCUGGUAGUUCAGUAACCAAAAAUUAUGAUCCCUGGAGUAAACGUAUUUCAUCCAUAUGGGGAAGGUUGUCAAAUAAUAAUCUGUCCUCAAUCGAUUCAAACAAUAAUUUUAGUUUUAAUGAUACGCGACCUCAUAUGGGACGAGAGAAUUCUAGAGGAUGGUUGGCACGUCAUAUGUUUGGUUUGGAAAGAGAGACUGCUGAAGAUCUUGAUUUCGAAUCAAAGAACAUAGAAAAUCAAUUUUUGUCUAGUGAUGUAGAAGAUAACUAUGAUACGACUAUUCCUUUUAAUAAAACUAAAAAUCUUACCAAACGAAAUAAAACAUUAUUUCAUUCUAAUCUACCUCGUUCAAACUCAGUUUAUUCUGAUUCUCUUUUGCGCCAAUCAAGAUUAUGUUUUUACAUCCAUUGUGUUUUAAACAGUCUACGGAAUAUGUCUAUUCACUGCGUAGCAUUUUUAAUGGCUUUCAUUUAUUCUGUUGGAAAUAUUUUUCUGUAUAUUCUCAGUUGUUUACCACGUUUAUCCCGUCGGGUAUUCGCAAAACUAUUUAGUCGAAACGAUGAUUCUUCAGCAUCUCUGAAUUAUCAAUCAAGAUUACGUGCUGAUGUAUCAAGAUUACAAGCUCCUAAAGGCUCAUUCAGUUCUUAUACACAAAGAAAUGAUUUCACUCAAAGCAGACAAGAAAAUAGCUGGAAUUGGUGCUUACAUUUAGUGUUGCCAUUAUUAAUCUUAUUGCCUUUAUUGUUAUUUGUAAGCUUCUUGUUUACACCAAUUGAUUACCUAUCAGAUAAUUCAUCUUUAAAAUUGUCUCCAUUUUUGUCUGAUUCUAAUUGUGUGUAUGAAUUAUCUGAGCCACGACCGAAUAAUACUCAUCUUUGGAAUUUAUUUUUAUGGAGAACACGUUGUCUUUAUGUUCGUUAUUUUCUGUCAUCAAAGUUCAAUGAGGAGAAUAGUAGCUCUGAUUGGUGGUCAUGGAUUCCAUUAUACAGUUCAAGUAAAUCAAACGAUCAAAUGAUUUUUGAUACAGGGAAUCUGAGUGAUGAAACAGCAAAUAAACUUAUUGAAAAGUUGGCAUCGCUUUCUCAGUCAGUUAAUAGGCGUUUAGACCUACUGUCACAAACAAUUAAAGCUACCGAUGAUCGUUUAAUCAAUUUAAAACAAGAUUCUAUCCGAAAAUAUGAUUUGCUUAACUUAGAACUUAUUGAAAUGAAAAAUAUAUUUCAUCAUCAUGUCAAUGAAUGGAAUCACUUUUAUCUGAUAUAUAACCAAUCAAACACUACCACUUCACCAUCCAGGAGUCUGUCUGAUGAUGAAAACUUCAGCUCCACUGAUCACAAUGAAAAACUUCUUAUGGAAAGCGAUCGUUUACUAAAUUUAGCCAACGAAGCAGCUAAACAUAACAUUGCAACUCAGUUAAAUGAACUACGUAACGAAAUCCUACAAGAUCUUAUAAAGUCCGAUAUAGAAAGAAAUAUGAGUCUUGCAAAUAUGUCAAUGCUGUUGAGUAAUUUACAUAGUCAGUUAGGUAUACAUUCUAAACAAACACAAGAUGAGUUUCACAAGCUACAUUCACAGUUUAUGAGUAUGGAUAGUGAUCGAUCAAAAAAGUUCAUAGAUUUUGAAAACAAUUUACUUCAGUUACAAAAUCAAAUCAAUAUAUUAACACCACACAUGUCUGGUUUAGAAAAGUUGAAUGAAGAAUCAAAGUCCACUUUCAUGUAUAUUCAAAAUGAGUUAAAAAAAUGCGUAAGAAAUGAAGAAAUCAAAAAUUAUUGCAGUGAAGCAGUUAUUGAAGAGGUGAAUGUCGCUAUAACUAACCUCUCUCAGUCAUUUUCAACUCAAAUUAAAGAAAUCGUGUAUGAGACUAUAAUCGGGGAAUUAAGGAACAGUAAUAAUAUGGAUAGUACCCUUUUGGCUUACAUUAGACAAACUGUAUCUACGUUGGUAAAAGAAUCCGUUGAUAAAUUGGUGUAUAAUCAUCAGUUGGAACCAGUCCCACAUUCACUUGAGAAUAAAGCGUCUUUAGUUGGAAUGAUCGAUGAAGCUCUACAUCGAUUUGCAGCUGACAGAACUGGUCUUCCGGAUUACGCAUUAGAAUCAUCUGGAGGCUCUGUUGUUGGCACGCGCUGUACAAAAACAUAUACUAAAGGUGCAUCACUAUUAAGUAUUUUCGGUUUGCCUUUAGCUCGUCUUAGCAAUUCUCCCCGAACAAUCCUUCAACCUGGUAAUAAUCCCGGUGACUGUUGGCCAUUUGAAGGGAGUAAGGGUCAAGUGAUCAUUCGUCUAUCGUCUCCAAUUAUUAUUAGUUCAGUGACUUUGGAACACUUACCAAAGGAACUUUCACCAAAUGGUAGACUAGACUCAGCUCCGAGAGAUUUUCUUGUAAAAGCUUUACAAUCAGAAUACGAUGAAGACGGGUUAGUUCUGGGAGAAUUUACUUAUGAUGUAAAGAAUAGACCUAUACAAAAUUUUCCUACAAAGGAAUAUUUAAAGCCUAUCCAAUAUGUUGAGCUUGUUAUACUGAAUAAUCACGGACAUUCGGAAUAUACGUGUAUUUAUCGCUUUCGAGUUCACGGCCGUAUGAUUACUUGAUCGGAGUUCAGUACUUAUUUGAAGAUACACGUACAUAAUGUAUCAUUCUUCAUAAUAUUAAGUAAACACUGUGCAAUUACGUGUUUUUUUUAAACGAGAUAAUUCUCAAUUCUUUAUGUCAUCUCCCUAAUUGAACAUUUUACAUUGUAAGUAUUUUGCACUUUUCACAUUUUAUUCCAUUUCAUUUUCUCAUCGGUGUUUUAUGUUGAAAUAUAUUUGUUUUGUUGUAACCAAUAACUCUCUAAAAAUAGCUCUCCGACGCAAUAUCUGUAAAAGAAAAACCUAAACUGGAAGUCUGAAAAUAAUUUUUCAAUCAAGAAUAGGGUGUAUUUGUUCUAAAAACAAUCUCGUAGUACAUUUGAGAAAAAAUUUUUACUAUAUGUUAAAUGCUCAUUAACCCUUAGUUCAUUAGUCUUACAGACAGUUCUCCCACGC